UGUUGCCCCGGCACCCGCUGUUAAGGGGUGUCGAGAGGAAGCACGCAGUCAAUCAAUCGGCCUGUAAAUAGUUUGAAAAGAAAGCAGGCUGCUUACGUAGACGACCCCCUCCCUGAAAACGAUCAAGUUCAUUUACAAUCAGCUGAGGGACAAUGGUUUUGAGUUGACCAAUGAGAGCGCUGGGUAAAUUGCCAUUAGCUGCAAGGUUAAUUAAUGAAGGCUCGGCGUUAGCUCGCGUUUGGUUUAGUUCAAACGCAUUAGUUUUUCAGGAGCGCACACACCGUGGCGUCAUGGAUCUAACGUUUUAAUUCAGCUUUACGUUAUCAAACAUGUCGCGACUUUUUACUUUUUUAAAAAACACGAGCAGGAAAGAUUGACACAGCGAGGACCAUGAAUUAAACAACAACAAUAAUAAUAACAAUUUAAAAAACACUAGUAAGUCGAUAACGGGAAUUGGUGAUCCAGGACCUCUUCGCGUACAGGUUAACAUCAGGACAUUGAGUCGCUUUUAACCCGGAGAUACCAAACCCGUUCGACUAAUUAAUUAAUCUCCGAAGCUAAGCAUGUCUGAUCGGUCUGUCACCCCGGGUUCGGAGGCUUCCAGUCGGGCACACGAGUUCCCCCGGACGAUGUACACCCAGGAGAGCCUAGCUGCCUCUCUUCAGUUCGCCAACGGGAUGCUGCAAGACCCAAACUCCUUGUUCAAUAAACCCGCAUCCUACAACGGUAUCGCCACCCAACACUUCUUCCCGUUUUCUGCCGUCGGCGGUGACUAUCGACAUCCCGAUAUCCAGGUAGCGGACCUGAGCCAAGCCAGACACUGGUACCCCUUCUCUACCCCGGAGCUCACGGGCCAAGUAGCGGGAAUGACCACAGCCCACCAACCGGCGAAUCUGAGCCCACGCAUCGCAGAAACCCGGGAUCAGAUUAAAAGUGACAUUAAAACCGAGAAAGAAGAGGACGAAUUCUCGCCUGAAGGAAAACCAGCACUGCCACCGCCGCCCUCUACCACGACCCCCGGGGUUUAUUACUCAAACCACUGGAACCCUUCGUUCUGGCCCGGCUUGACCCACGCUCCAGCCCCCGCCGCCACCCCUCCGGUCUCCUCUUCGCCCAGUAACCACAGUUACCCGACAACUAGCGUCUGCAUGACGGCAACGACCCAAACGCCACUGGUCCCGGUGCAACAGAACUCGAACCCCGGGAGCAGCGGCUCCUCCAGCGGGGCGGGCAGUGAAGUGGGGCAGUCUAGCGACUCGGAAGAAGAGGUAAUAAUUUGUACGUCUUUUAAAUUUGUGUUUAAACGUUUUGUAUUUAUUUUGUAGUUUGGGGCAACCUUUUAAAAACUGAAGAGAACAUUUAUAUGUAUUGAUUUUAGUGUGUAAAAUAAAAUACAAAAUACAUGAACUUCUGCAUUUAGCCGAGCUGCCUGCGAGUACCUGUCUUCUAAGGCGCCGCUAGAUCUCAAUCACUAUGCUGGGGCUAUCAAUUCAGUAAACAGCAGGUCGAAUAGAUUGUUAUAUAUGCAAGCACUGGGUUUGGUGACUUUAUUAAAGGGUGAAAAUGCAGGAAGUCCAUGGGUGAUUCUGUAAGAUUAGUUCUCUUGUGUUAAACCACUUCAUUUUGUCUAGAAAUCCUUGUUUUCUGCGAUACAGGACCCUUGAUUUCAUUUUGAAAGCUCAGUCCUGGUCUAAAUUGUUUAUUUUAAACCUCCCUCCAAACCCUGCAGUAGUCAGUCAUGUUGCCUGUUAAGCCGGGU
Polyodon spathula (Mississippi paddlefish) is the source of this 1759-nucleotide messenger RNA. Its product is annotated as POU domain, class 5, transcription factor 1-like. Bases 564 to 1325 code for a protein of 253 amino acids. NCBI's taxonomy places the organism in Eukaryota, Metazoa, Chordata, Actinopteri, Acipenseriformes, Polyodontidae. The transcript has a single exon. The record is from RefSeq and is a predicted model, not a curated record.